Molecule: messenger RNA, 794 nt
Organism: Teleopsis dalmanni
Lineage: Eukaryota; Metazoa; Arthropoda; Insecta; Diptera; Diopsidae
Exons: 2
Coding region: 50-712 (220 amino acids)
Source: RefSeq, a predicted model, not a curated record
AUUGCAGAAUUAUUCAUUUAAAGAUGUAUUGUUUUUUUACUUGAUCAUUAUGGGAGACAUCGAGCGGCGCUUUUAUCGUAAUAAGUCCAAACUACAUAAAAGUUUAAGAACGCUUAUUCAUCACGAAGGCAAAGUGCAACGAAUUAAUUGUGAAUUAGGACGCUUACAUGCAGAGUUGGAGGAAAACCUCAAGAAAAUUGGGAAGAAAAUUGGAAAGCGCGCCAGAAAUUUCAAGACCCCAGCGCGCUAUUAUGACUAUGAAAGAGAAGUCAAUGUGCUUCAAGAUGAAGUCGUUGGAUGCAAGAAACGUGUGGAAGAGCUUGUAGAAACACGAAAAGCUGUAAUGGUUAGCUCAGCAUCUUUCGUUGAAAAACUCUAUAAUCACAAAAAACAAUUCAAAAAUGGUCUUGACGAAACCAUCGAUUGCUUAAAAUGUAAUGCGGCGAUGGCAUACGAUCCCAAAAAAAUAAGAUCUUAUAAACGCAGGAUAAGGGAUGUGCAACAUGCGUUCAAAAAAAAUGUUAAGCUUACUAAAUCAAUUGAAUAUAAACUGAAAACAUACAUCGAUUAUCUUAAAAAACAUGAUCUACUAAUUGAAAAGGACGACGAUCCCUUUGAACCAUAUGAAUGGCAUCCACCUGUUAUUAAUGAAUAUUCCACUGAGGAUGAUGUAUAUGUAACUGCAAAUGAGGAUGUGUAUGAAAGUGAUUGACUGAUAAUUGAUUGAUUGGUUAAAUGUCUAACUCAUGCGUUAAGAUAACAUUUUGGCAAUAUAUAUUUUUAAAUAUGAAAAC